Molecule: messenger RNA, 135 nt
Organism: Haemonchus placei
Lineage: Eukaryota; Metazoa; Nematoda; Chromadorea; Rhabditida; Trichostrongylidae
Source: the annotation of a GenBank genome assembly
AUGGGUUGCAUCACCUUCAUAGUGAUAACCUCCUGUUGCUGCUCGCUGACCUCGCUUCUCCCUCAGACGACGAUCGUGCUCUUCCAUGCGCUGGCGAUGUUUCUCAGCACGAUGCUUCAAAAACAUUCAUUAUAA